Messenger RNA from Trichomonas vaginalis G3, 891 nucleotides. RefSeq names its product glycine-rich protein family. The coding region runs from base 1 to 891 and encodes 296 amino acids. Lineage: Eukaryota; Parabasalia; Trichomonadida; Trichomonadidae. The transcript has a single exon. The record is from RefSeq and is a predicted model, not a curated record.
AUGAGUCGGAAAACAAAUAUUCCUUUAAAGAAAUUAGAAUUUAAUUUCAGAGAAGACUGUAUUCCCUAUGAAAUUCCACUUCCCAGAGGAUUAUAUCUUUUUGAAUCUUGGGGAGCCCAAGGAGGUGGCCAAAAUUUGGGUGGGCGAGGAGGAUACACUGCUGGAAUGAUUAUACUGAAACAUCCAACAAAAUUUUAUUUAAUUGUUGGUGGAAGAGGGUUAGAUUUUAAAAUCUCGAAAGAACCAAUCAAAAGUCAAUGUGGCGGUGGAGGUAAUGGGGGUAUAGCAGCUGUUGACUAUAUUAACAAACUUCCUUCUGGAUCAAGUGGUGGAGGAGCCACGUCACUUUUUCUGAUUCUGAAUGACAAUAUCAGCUCUAGAAUUUUGGUGUCAGGAGGAGGUGGUGGUGGGACUACAACUGAUUUUCCUUGUCCAGGAGGAUAUGGUGGAGGACUUCAAGCAGGUGAUUCAAGAGGAAAUACAAUUUCAAAAGGUGCAAGUCAAGACAGUGGAUAUAAAUUAGGAUAUGGACAAAAUGGAAGAAAUUCAGCAGGCAUGCAACCAUUUGGUGCAGAAGGAGGUUGUGGUGCUGGCGGCGGCUAUUAUGGAGGAUUUGCUUCACAAAAAGUUGGAGAAUAUAGUAAUUCAGGCGGUGGCGGCGGUAGCUCAUAUAUUUCUGGUCAUCCAGGCUGUGUUUUACAUCCUUCGGGAUUAUACUUUAAUAACACGAUUAUACAAAUAUAUAUCAACCCAUGCACCACUACCGAUGCAGGCUCAACCGCGCAUCUUUCGUUUUUUUUUGCAUGUUUUUCGUCUCAAAGCAUGGUCAAUAGACCGUCUCAAAGACGAAAAACAUGCAAAAUUUUUAUACACUCUCAUAAUAACAUAUGA